ACCGACCACCUGACACAACAGACGAAGGAACCGGAAAUGUAGCGAUUAUUCAUCCAAAAAUCCAUCAUGUGGAGUUUAAAUAGCGGAAUAUAUGUUUUAUUGAGGACAUGGCUUGUUUGCGUGUCGCUUUUCUUCAGCCUCGGACUGGCUGGGAAAAUGAAGAUUGUGGAGGAGCCAAACACGUUUGGGCUGAACAACCCGUUCAUGGCGCAGGGAAACAGGCUGCAGCCCAAAGUCUCUCCUGCGCCUGUGUCUGGCCCAGCGCAUCUUCAUCAUCUUGCAGGAAAGUGCUUCAGUCUCACAGAAUCGAUGUAUAAAUACGAGUUCUGUCCCUUCCACAACGUGACUCAGCACGAGCAGUCAUUCAGAUGGAAUGCCUACAGCGGCAUAUUGGGGAUCUGGCAGGAGUGGGAAAUGACCAACAAUACUUUUACAGGCAUGUGGAUGAGAGACGGCGACACAUGUGGAACCAGAAACAGAGAAACAAAGGUGGUUCUGGUUUGCAGCAACAGCAGCAAACUGGUCCAGGUGUCGGAGCCAAGCACCUGCAUUUACUCGCUGACCUUUGAGACGCCGCUUGUCUGCCAUCCACACUCGCUGCUGGUGUACCCCACCCUGAAUGAGAAGCUGCAGAAGGAAUGGGACGAGGUGGAGCAGGCUCGCUACGACGGCCUCAUUACUGAGCAGGGCUACAACAACCUUCUGAGAGACGUUUUUGAGGAUGCUGGACUCCUGAAGAGCAACAAAGUGACAGAGACUGUUGCAAAGGCUGAAACACGUUCAGAAAAACACAACUCCUUACAGAAAUGCCAAGAAGAUUAUCAAAAGCAGAGUGAAGAGGUAGCGAGGCUGCGGGCUCUCCUCACCCUGAAUAAUAUUUCCUUUGAGUCACAGCCAAACGAGGAGAAAGGUGCAACGACAGCGCCGGCUGAAGAUCAACACCUGAGAGGAGACACGGGCCUUUUUGACCAGCUGUGAAGAUCUCCAUCACAAACAGGAUGUUCACUUUUUUUUGUUGUUUUUUUAAGACUUUCUGGUCAGUUUGAGUCUCUGAGGUCCACAAGAAAAGCAGUCCCGCGUGUUUGGAUGUUUUAUAUGUAGUUUGGACUUAAACCUGUGUAUUUAUGUUAUGUGUUGUUCGGACGCAACAUCAUUGGAAUUAAAACAAGACCAAACAAAAAA
This is a messenger RNA of Poecilia reticulata (guppy), 1182 nucleotides long. RefSeq names its product N-acetylglucosamine-1-phosphate transferase subunit gamma (gene gnptg). The record is from RefSeq and is a predicted model, not a curated record. Gene Ontology annotation, cellular component: Golgi apparatus. NCBI's taxonomy places the organism in Eukaryota, Metazoa, Chordata, Actinopteri, Cyprinodontiformes, Poeciliidae.